AUGGCAAAAUCCUUGAUUUUUAUAACUUUGAUUGCCUACUUUGGCCACUCAAUUUUGGCUGAGACUGGAGUUGCAUCUCCCUUAAAAACCUUGGCAAAGACCACUUCCGAAUCCAGCAAAAAUGUGCCAAAACGUAGUCUAGAUGCCUUCUUAGGCGAUGCGGGAAUCAAUGGCUUGCCGGCUGCAGGUGGUGGUUGGUCUUCGGGAGGUUUUAAGUUGGCCGGUUUCUCCGGUGGUUGGAAUCCUUGGAAUUCUCACUCAUCCCGCUACAUCUCCUCACCAUCGCCCAGUGAGGUUGCCAAUGCCAUUGCUGCCGCCAAACAGGCUUCCAGCAAUGUUUUAAUUGCUCAACAACAAAUGCAGGCGGCCAAAGAGAAUGUCCUCAACCAACAACGUAUGGCCAUGGAAAAGGAGGCAGCUGCCGCUUUACUUACCCAAAAAUCCGAGGCAGCUGCUGCCAUACAACGCUCUGAGGCUGCUGCUGCAGCUCAGGCAGUGGUGCUGGCCCAACAACGUUUGGCUGCAACCAAAGCUGCCGUGGCCCAUCAGCAACGCAUUGCUGCUGCCCGUGAAGCUGAAGCUGCCGAAGCCUUGAAACGUUCAGCCCAUGCCGCAGCGGCUGAGAUACAAAAGACCGAAUAUGAAGCCUCAAAGUUGGGGCAGUUGGCAAGCAACAACAACGCUGGGGCUGCUCAUCAUAUGACUUAUGCCAAAGAUGCGGCCUUUGGUCCCAUCAAUGCUGGCACAAAUCAUGUUCCCAAUUUGGAGUCGUUGGGUCCUUGGUCAGGUGCCGGCGGCGCUGCUGCCGGAGGAGGAAAGGCUGCCGGUCCAGCUGGUUGGUUGUAAACUUCCAAAUCAUUUUUGUUUUAAUUUUUUUGUGGCGCUGCUGAUGAUCAGUUGCUUUAGCUAUGUAAGCUAUAUUACUCCAUAUAUAUUUAGUUGAA
Musca domestica (house fly) is the source of this 944-nucleotide messenger RNA. RefSeq lists its product as uncharacterized. The coding region runs from base 1 to 846 and encodes 281 amino acids. NCBI's taxonomy places the organism in Eukaryota, Metazoa, Arthropoda, Insecta, Diptera, Muscidae. The record is from RefSeq and is a predicted model, not a curated record. The transcript is spliced from 3 exons.